CCGUAAUCAAAAUCAUAUCUCCUACCCCUCUCCUCUUUGCCCUUUAAAAACCAUCAAUUCUAAUCUUCUUUUAAGGGUUCUGGGCAUCUUUCGUGAUUUUUGAGUUUUAACGUUCUUUCAUUAGCGGAGUUGUUGCUUUUCAAUGGAGACUUUGGCUGCUUCCAACAACGGUAUCCCUGUUUCCAAAGUAAAGACUGAAGGAUCGGAGAAGAGUGCGUCUAAAACAAGAACAAGAAAUGGGAAACAACAACAACAAGAAGAAGAAAGGUCUGCGCUAAUUGAUAUAACAAACGAUUCGCCGAUUGUUGGGGUUGCAAUGAAGACUCCAUCAUCUGCUGUAGUAGGUAAGGGUAAGACCAACAUGAUGACGAUGAUGACUUCUGGUUCUGGUGAGGCUUUGUUAAGGGGUCAAGUCAAGACUCUGUUGCAGAAGGUUGAGGAAGAGGCUGAGGUUUCAAAAGUUCCAUUGGAGAGCCGCCCUUUUGUUCAUCUUCAAUCCCCAAUGGCACUUUUGGCCCCCACUCCUGCAAAUACACCCCAGGUCCCUAAUCUUUCUGAGGAUGGAGGAUUGGCUUCAAUGCUGAUGGAUCUUCCUGUUGUCGAAGAAGAGUUGAACAUAUCUGAGAUGGUGAGUGCUAACAUUGAAGGACAGAAAUGUGUGAUUACAAGAUCGCUGCUGCUGGAUUUUGCUGAGAAAUCAGAAUGCCGUUCCGAUAAUGGAGUGAUAAUAACAGACAGCAGUGCAAGCAAUGAGAAGACAUCGGCAUUCCACAAUGAUGACAUCGACAGCGCCUCUAUUUGGUCUAUCCAGCUUAAUGCAAGCACCCAGGAUGAAUACGAGGAUAAGGAAACUUUUGAAGAAAUGGGAGCUGAAUACUAUGACCAUGAAGAAGAUGGAGGAUUGGUGGAUGAUCUAUGUAAAUGCAUAAGCAAGAUAAGCAUGACAGAGAUGUUCACGGGAAAGCACACGAGAUUUAUAUACGAUAGUGAUGAUAAGAUUGGAGAAGAAGAAAGUGGAGAGAAUUGGAGUACUAUUCAAGUGAUAUAAUGAGGUUGAAGGGGUUGCCAACACCCAAAGGAAAGCACCUGCGCUUUCCUCUGGAGGAGGAUGAGCAUGAUUGUUGGUAGUAAUCUCAUUUUAUGAUUGGCUAGGGACAUUAUUGCUCGGCUGUCUUUCUUUACACCAUUCAUUCUUUUUGUCAUUUUUUGUCAUCCCAAGUUUUUCAUGACCAAAAGCAGAAUGAAUAAAUAAUGUGAAGUGAUUGUUUCGUGGGAUUUAACUUCAAA
Messenger RNA from Gossypium raimondii (Peruvian cotton), 1287 nucleotides. RefSeq lists its product as uncharacterized. Bases 143 to 1048 code for a protein of 301 amino acids. Lineage: Eukaryota; Viridiplantae; Streptophyta; Magnoliopsida; Malvales; Malvaceae. The transcript has 3 exons. The record is from RefSeq and is a predicted model, not a curated record.